AUGGCACCAAAUAGUAUAGAAAACAAGUAUAAAGGUAAAAUAUUAUUCCUACAUGGUUAUACUCAAUCUUCAUCAUUAUUUUAUGCUAAAACUUCUGCUUUAAGGAAAAAAUUAACAAAAUUAGGUUAUAAAUGUAUUUAUUUAAAUGGUCCUUAUAUUUUACAACCGAAUGAUUUACCUUCAGAUGAUUCAUUAGUAAAAUUUGGAUCAGAUGAUAAACAAGAUAUGAUAUAUAGAGGAUGGUGGAUUAAACCUAAUAAAACAAAUGAUUCUAUAAAUUUAAAUAAAUCAAUAGAAACAAUAAAUGAUUAUAUAAAAAAUCAGAAAAUAAUACCAGAUGAAGAUUUAAAAAUUAUUGAAGAAACAGAAGAAGAAAAAAAGUUACCAAUUUUGGGAUUGAUUGGAUUCAGUCAAGGCGCUUCAUUUGGUGGAAUUAUAUGUCAUAAAUUUUCAAAAUUAUUUAAUACUAAUUCAUUAAAAUUUGUAAUUUUUUAUUCUGGUUUUAAAUUAGAUACUAAUGAAAAAUCUGGAAAUUCAGGAUUAAAAGAAUAUUAUCCAAAUGAAAAAGAAGUAGAGGAGAAUAAUCUUAGAUAUUUACAUGUUUAUGGAGAAUUAGAUACUGUUGUUGAUGAAACUAGAUCAUUAUCAUUAUAUAAUUUAACUAAAUCAAAAUCAGAUUUAUUAAAACAUCCAGGUGGUCAUUUUGUACCUAAUUCUAAAUUAUAUAUUGAUCAAGUUACAAAUUGGAUACAAUCAUUAGACAUAGAAAAAGUAAAAAAUGAUAAAAAAGAAGAAGAUAUAGAUUCAUUGUUAGAUAUGAUGAAUAGCUUUGGUAAAGUCUAA
This is a messenger RNA of Insectozyma verbasci, 843 nucleotides long. Lineage: Eukaryota; Fungi; Ascomycota; Pichiomycetes; Serinales; Debaryomycetaceae. The record is from the annotation of a GenBank genome assembly.